AUGGCCACUACCACCACAAGUUCCACAGCCAUAUCUGGCACGAUAAUGUCCGAUCUAACCAAUGCCAAGGACCUCCAACCAAAUCCGGCUCUUGUUGCAACGGCAGACCAUCAAAUUAAGCUCGAAACGGCGCCAAUCAACGACCCAGGGCCAGACGAUGUCCUCCUACAUGUACGAGCGACGGGCAUAUGCGGCUCAGACAUUCACUUCUGGCGGCAUGGCAAGAUUGGCGAGAUAUCUUUCGACGGGGACUGCAUCCUUGGACAUGAGUCUGCGGCGGUGGUCUUGAAAACCGGAUCCAACGUUAAACACGUUAAAAAUGGUGACCGAGUUGCCAUCGAGCCAGGCGUCUCCUGCGGCCGCUGCUUUCUCUGCAUCGACGGACGAUAUAAUCUCUGCAAAGACGUAGCAUUCUCAGGCGCCUACCCUCACCAUGGCACCAUCCAGCGAUAUAAAGUUCAUCCCGCGAGCCAUGCCCACAAACUACCCCCCAAUAUCAGCUUCCAGACCGCAGCGCUAAUAGAACCGCUGUCCGUGGCGAUGCACGCCCUUCGCACGAGUCCCAUCGCAGUAGGCACGCCGGUCGCCGUCCUUGGAGCGGGACCAAUUGGUUUGCUCACCAUGGUCGUGGCCAGAGCUUCUGGCGCGUAUCCCAUCGUCAUUACGGAUGUCGACCAGGCGAGGUUGGACUUUGCGAGGGAGUUCGAACCUCAUUGCAGGACGUACCGUGUAGAGAAGGGCCUGUCGCCAGAGCAAUGUGCAGUGGGGAUUCGAAGGCUGUUCGAGAAGCAGGACUGGGAUGGGCGCCAGACGACGGAGUAUGAUAUGCCGCAGGUUGUGUUGGAGUGUACGGGCAUGGAGUCGUCGAUUUGUACGGCUGCGUAUACUGCCAGACGGGGCGGUGUUGUGAAUGUCGUGGGUGUGUCUUCAAAGGCAAGCAUUGAUGGUGUUCCGUUUAUGCAUAUGUCCAUGGCGGAGAUUAGGUUGCUUUUUAUUAAUCGGUAUCACGAUACGUGGCCGGCGGCGGUGAGGGCACUGGAGGGAGGGUUGAUAGAUUCGAGUAAGUUGGAUCUCAUGGUGACGCAUAGGUUCAAGUUGGAGGAUGCUGAGGAGGCUAUGAAACUUGUGGGAAGAGUGACGAAAGCUAGUGAUGGGAAAGCUGUUAUCAAGGUACAGAUUGUGGAUGAGUGA
This is a messenger RNA of Pochonia chlamydosporia 170, 1191 nucleotides long. RefSeq names its product sorbitol dehydrogenase. NCBI's taxonomy places the organism in Eukaryota, Fungi, Ascomycota, Sordariomycetes, Hypocreales, Clavicipitaceae. The transcript has 2 exons. The record is from RefSeq and is a predicted model, not a curated record. The coding region runs from base 1 to 1191 and encodes 396 amino acids. Gene Ontology annotation, molecular function: L-iditol 2-dehydrogenase (NAD+) activity. Gene Ontology annotation, biological process: D-sorbitol catabolic process.